UAAGAAGGCAACGACAUGUCGUCGCCAGUAGCAAGACAAAAAGCGAGCUCCCCUGCCGAGAACCAAAACGUGAGGCGCUCCAUAGCCAUAGCUUCCGCGAGAGAGAGAAGGUUUGGAGCCAUGAGGCCGACUCCGAUGGACUUCUUCGGCGACAUGGACGACCAGGGCUCCACCAUGGCCAUGGACGUUGACGACGUUGACACACUCGAGAGCUUUGCCGACGGCGUCAUCGGCGAGAACAAGCUGGCCGACGCUGACUUCUUCAAUUCCUUCGAGGACGAUUUCGACGACACCGACAUCAACUGAACCAACCGCAGCUUCUUCUCCAUCGAACCCAUGUAAUGAUUUGCUUCGAUUUGCUCUGUUUUCUAGGGUUUCGGCUAGGAUGAAGUUUCUUCUUUAAUUGGCCAAAAUAGUAUAUGCAGUAUCAAUGGGUGGAUGGUUAUUUUGACAAAUUGGUUAUAUAUAGAUAUGGAUUUUAGUUUGUGUUUAUGCUA
Prunus dulcis (almond) is the source of this 497-nucleotide messenger RNA. RefSeq names its product small acidic protein 1-like. The coding region runs from base 16 to 306 and encodes 96 amino acids. The transcript has a single exon. NCBI's taxonomy places the organism in Eukaryota, Viridiplantae, Streptophyta, Magnoliopsida, Rosales, Rosaceae. The record is from RefSeq and is a predicted model, not a curated record.